AUGUCGAAUAUGGAUAUGGAUAGAUCGAGCAACGGCGAGUACAAGUAUCAGAGAGAUGUCGACGAUGACGACAUUAAACCUAGAAUGCUAGACAAAGAGUCCGACGAGAAGGAUCAUCAAAUUGACAAGGCGGGCGAGUACGUACGCGAGCUUCUCCAGGAGAAGAUCGAGCUCGACAAUCAAAAAUCGCCCAAUGCCAUUCGAUUGCUCGAUCAAGAAAUCCAAAAAACGCAAGCUAUUGGAAAACCAUUAAGGGAUCCAAAAUAUGUGGAUAUUUAUCGUGAAAAACCAGUUCGCAUUUCUGUAAAAGUUUUAGUACCUAUUCGUGAGCAUCCUAAGUUUAAUUUUGUUGGGAAAUUGCUGGGUCCGAAAGGUAAUUCAAUGAAACGCCUUCAAGAAGAAACAAUGUGCAAAAUGGCAGUGUUAGGUAGAGGAUCUAUGAAAGAUAGACAAAAAGAAGAUGAAUGUCGUGCUUCUUUAGAUCCGAAAUAUGCACAUCUUUCCGAUGAUCUACAUGUAGAGAUCACAGCUAUUGCACCACCAGCUGAAGCUUAUGCACGCAUUGCAUUUGCGCUCGCCGAGGUGCGAAAAUAUUUGAUCCCUGACAACAAUGAUAAUAUACGUCAAGAACAAAUGCGUGAAAUGGAAAUGACCGUAUCUAAUGAUCCGGUUUCGGAUGAUCGAAGAUCCUCGAUGAGAGGGCCUUCUAGUGGUCCUGGCACUGGUGGUAUACUAAGACCUGCUGCAAGACCAACUUUACCUAGAACAUCUAGAGCUAUACUUCCUCCGCCACCUACAAAUCGUGGCCCACUUUCUCGACCCGCACCGCCAAAAUCGAAAGUGUUCUCAAUCUUGGAUCGUGCGAGAGCUGCUAUGGACCAAAAUUUUGGCUAUGAUAAUCCAACCCCUCCACCAACAAAUCGUGCUGGAUCACAUCAUGAUUAUGAUUAUCAUGGAUCGUCAACUAGUAGUGCUCGAUAUGGCGAUCGACAUUAUACACCGAGUUCUGGAUAUACAACUUACGAAUAUGAGGAUGACUCUGCACCGCAUUCUUCACAUGAUUAUUACGAAUCUUCAGAUUAUCCAGGUGGAUAAAAAAUCAUGAAGAUUAUGUGGGAAUCACUUUCUUUGUGGAUCGAAAGGUUUUUAGUCUUUCUCUCCAAUCGUGACGGACUUUGAAGUGCCGUGAAUACACUUAAAUAUGACGUGAGUACACAGACAAUUAUUUGUUAUAAAUGUUAAAAGCAAAUGCAAAGUUUAUCUGAUUUAACGACCUUUUUUCUCGAUAUAUUUUUUCCUAAUAUUUAUUGCAUAAAAAUGAAUAAUAAAUAAUAUCCAAGAAUAAUAAUUCGAGAAUAAUAAAAUUAUAGAACAUAAAUUUAAUUAAAGAUAAACUGUAUUUAAAUUGUUGAAAAAAUAGCAUAACAACAUGCAUUUGUUUUUAAUAAGUAUUUUUAUAAAAUAUAAGAAAAAUAUUUAUACGAGUUUUUUUUUGUAAAUGUAUAUAUGCAUUUGCACAAAAACAUCAGCUAAGUAAUAAAUACGUGGAGAUUUUUUCAUGGAAAACACAAGCGUAAGUAGAAUUAAAAUAGUGAAUAUAUAAUUUUACGUAUAUUAUAACUUCUAUAUAUAAUUAUACUAUUUUAUGUGUAUGCAGGUAUAUUUGUCAUAUAUAGGAUGAGAUGGAAUGAGGAAAAAGUCACUAAUUGUUAUUUUAUUAAUAUUUUUAAAUGAAAAUAGUUAAAAUUAUUGUAACUAAUAUAUUUUUUCUAUUAAUACAACAUAAAUAUAAAUAAGAUCAAUUUUUUGGAAAUGCGAUAGAAAUGUUUAUGAAUCUAUUAUUAUCUCCAAAGAAUGUUAGUGACUUUUUACUUUAUAGCGUACUAUAAUAUCGACAAACGUGAGAAAUAAAUAAAAUUAGAAAGGAUAACUUUUUUUAAAAUAUCAUUAUCCCAUGUAUAUGUUCCAUUAUUUUAGCUAAUCCUUUUAUUAAUCAGAAAACUAUGUAAUAUUAAUUAUAUAUUAUAAUAUCAGAAAGAUAGGGGCUAUAUAUAUAAAGUCAAUAGUGAUUCUCUUAUGUGUCGUUUAUAUGACAGGUGGUUAUUUUAUCACGACGCGGAUUGCUUAGAAACAAUAUUCUUAUUUAUUUAUCACACACCAAUAUACAAAAAUGAACUGUAUAAUCAAUAUCAGAAUAUAAUAUACUACGAAAUUCAAAUAUAUAUUUAAUAAAGAUAUAUCUGAGUAUCUUACAAGAUUAGAGUAAUGGUUCAACUUGAAACAAAAAAAUCAUCUACAACAUUCUUUGCAGUUGGCACAGAAAUUCUGGUAGAAAAACGUAUUUCUACGGCCGUCCUAUAAGGGUUAUAAAUAAGUAUUAAUUUACGGGAGACCUUAGCUUCUAAUAAGUCGCAUCUAAGUAUGUAGUCGUGAGUGAAAAUAAGGUGCCGAGUUUUCUUUUCCCUAACUAAUCCUUUGCAUAUGAACCACGAGCCGGAAAAUGCUUCGUUCACUUAAAGUGCAAUCGAGCAUAUCGCGCUAGAGCAUCCACAUCUUGUAUCUGUUGAAACGCACACAUGCUAAUUUUAGCUGCACUCUGCAUAAUAAUUAAACAAUUAUUAUGUUACUUAUUACGUAUAUGCGUCAUUUUAUUCAUAACAAUUUCACAAUAUCAAAUUAGUUAAAUUUUUUCUAACAUUUAUUGAGAUGACUCGGUAUAUCGGCCAACCAUUAGAGUGAUCUUUAUUUAUACUUGCUAAUAAUUUUUUUUCGAUCUUCUUCUCGACACAGUUCAUACAGUGUCAUGCAGUCGAAUUGCUAAGAUAAAAGAGCACGCAUAAUAAAGAUCACACUACUGAUUAUGCUAUGGUGAUAUUUUCUGAAUUUAUAUACUAUAUUAUCAAGUUAUAUUUGCGAAAUAUGUGCGUAUAAACGUAAAAUUAUGUAAUA
Formica exsecta is the source of this 2949-nucleotide messenger RNA. RefSeq names its product KH domain-containing, RNA-binding, signal transduction-associated protein 3-like. The record is from RefSeq and is a predicted model, not a curated record. The coding region runs from base 1 to 1095 and encodes 364 amino acids. Gene Ontology annotation, molecular function: mRNA binding. The transcript has 8 exons. NCBI's taxonomy places the organism in Eukaryota, Metazoa, Arthropoda, Insecta, Hymenoptera, Formicidae. Gene Ontology annotation, biological process: regulation of alternative mRNA splicing, via spliceosome. Gene Ontology annotation, cellular component: nucleus.